AUGAGAAAGAACGUAUCCAAGAAGCCUUCUCUUACACAUUUCCUCUGCGUUCCACUUGUAAACUCGGUUUCUCAGCCUCAAUUAGAAGCCAGUAUUGGAAAGUUCAAGGAACAUGUGUGUUCCGCUGUCAUGAGCCUAGACGAAGGAAAGCUAGCUGAAGCCACUACCCUUCUUCAAUCUCUCAAUCUGAAUAAGUUGCUUUAUGAAGCUAAAGCAACCACCUCUACCGAACUAUGCAGCCCUACAAGCCCCGACACUCAGACCCCAGAUCAUGCACCUACGACUUCCUCGGAUACAAAUCAAAACGUGAUACGCGACCUCUCGAACGACCCCUUAACCAUCUCCCUCGAAUCUCUGGAACCAAUGCAAUCACCGUCCAAAACAAGUAUUCUCUACAUACGCCCCGAAGAUCCAACAAAUCGCCUCCAAAUCCUCUGUCAAGCACUACGAAAAACUUUCACAGAUGCCGGAUUAUUAAUCUCGGACACACGGCCAUUAAGACUGCAUGCCACACUCGUAAACACAAUAUACGUGAAAGGAAGGAAGAAGGGCAAGAAACCAAAGCCCGAGACUAUAAAGCCUAAAGAAGACGAAACCAAUGCUACAGAGCCAGAAAACCACCCAUUCUCGACUCAAGUCAUUGAUAGAGAGGAGAACAAGACAGAGAGUACAGGGAAAAAGGAGAGCGAGAAUACCUUGCAAGCCAACGAAGCUAGCUCAGGCCACGGCCCAUCAGCAAAAUCCUCUUUGUACAUCGACGCCACAUCCCUUCUCUCUACCUACGAGUCUCACAUCUGGGCUUCUGGGAUCCCUAUCCCGAAGAUCGCCAUCUGUGAAAUGGGUGUCAAGAAGCAGCUUUCCUCGACCGGAGAAGUCGUUGGGGAAGCUUACAAGGAGGUGGCUCUCAGAGAGAUCUCAGAGGCAUGA
This is a messenger RNA of Aureobasidium vineae, 927 nucleotides long. NCBI's taxonomy places the organism in Eukaryota, Fungi, Ascomycota, Dothideomycetes, Dothideales, Saccotheciaceae. The record is from the annotation of a GenBank genome assembly.